UUCCCAUAAUGCUCCGUGACAGCCGCUAUGGAGGCCGGCAGGACGGCUGUGCUCCGUGUGAAGCGGAAGCGCAGCGCGGAGCCCGCCGAGGCCCUAGUCCUUGCUUGUAAACGCCUCCGGGACAGUGCAGACGAGUCGACCGCCCAGACGUCCCUCGAGGGUCUAGAGAAAGCGGCGGAGAAUAAUGUCUUCCAGUUGGUGGCCACCGUGCGCUCCCAGGAGGAACCAGUCCAACCGCUCUUGCGGGAAGCCCUGCGCCCUUCCCAAGGCAGCCAGCAGCGUAUCCGCCGUGACCUCCGUGCAUCGGCUCGGGAGACCCGGCAGGAGGGCCGCUACAGGGUGGUCUCCAGCCGCAGAUCUUUGGGGAUUCCCUCAAAUGGCCCGGUGUCCGAGGGCGCACCUGAAAAUCCAGGCGCUACCGAGGAUGCCGGAUUCCAGCUGUUCGACCUGGUCCACGAAGAAGGAGACACAGAGGCUGCCUCAGCAAGGUCAUACAAAGCCUCUGACCCAGAUGUGAUCCUCUGCAAUUCUGUAGAGUUGAUCCGUGAGCGGCUGACUAUAUCUGAGGAUGGGCCAAGGGUUGGACAGCAGGAGGAACAGAAGGACGACUAUGUAUAUGACAUUUACUACUUGGAGAUGGCCACUCCAGGAUGGAUUGAGAACAUCCUUUCUGUGCAGCCCUACAGCCAGGAGUGGGAGCUGGUGAAUGAUGACCAACAACCAGAGGAUAUUUAUGAAGAUGAAGAUGAUGAGAACAGUGAGAAUAACUGGCGCAAUGAGUACCCAGAAGAAGAAGAGGACAGUGACGGAGAUAAAGAUUCCAGGGGUUCUGAUGAAUACAACAGCCUUAGUGAAGAAGAAGGAGGCCAUCGCAGACCACAGCUGUGGAGCAAAUAUCCUGUGAACGUGCAGAAGGAGUUUGGCUAUGACAGCUCUCACGACCUAGAUUCAGACUGAUGGUCCUGUGACAGCCGUGAGGUUCUACCAUGCCCUGAGGGCUCUUGGACUGCAGCAUCUGCAACCUUGGCAGUUUCCUUCGAUUUCCUCGCUUAACAGGGGAGGAGAAAGCAUAUCAAACAGCACUGCCCCACUAUAGUGAAAGCUAAGGGAGUGUCUUUGCACUGAGUAGAGCCAUUCUGCCUCACUUAAAAGUGAUCCUAUGGCCCUACAAUGGCAACUUAGGGGGGAAGCAUGAAUACGAAGCUUCCAGAGGAUUUUUCCAGCUUUCCCAUACCACCACAUCGCCCGCCUCCAGUAAAAGCCUGUCCCCUUUGUUGGAAGAGACUUAGGAGAGUGCCAUUGGAUCCCUUGUAGCACCACAGUACAGACUGGACAAUAAUGGCCAUUAGGAAAGGACAAAGAAUCUGCCUGAGCUGUGGAGGCUUCAAAUGUUUAUUUGCAGCAUUUGCCAAAAACAGCUUUGCAGCAGCCACUAGUCAUAUGUGGCUGUUGAGCACUUAAAUGUGAUCCGUCUGCGUCUGCCUCCCUGCUUCUGGGCUCUGGUGAUGGCUGUGAAGAUUUCUGUCUUCCUUUUGCAGUGCUGCCAGGGGACAGAGUGUAUGAAUGUAGUAACUGUUCAGUAAAAACUAACUUUGAACGCGGGAGCAAGUAAUUCCUCCAAAGCCUUUUAAAUCUGAAUAUCUUA
Condylura cristata (star-nosed mole) is the source of this 1645-nucleotide messenger RNA. It is a transcript of the gene SLC7A6OS, whose product is annotated as solute carrier family 7, member 6 opposite strand. The transcript has 5 exons. Gene Ontology annotation, biological process: developmental process. NCBI's taxonomy places the organism in Eukaryota, Metazoa, Chordata, Mammalia, Eulipotyphla, Talpidae. The record is from RefSeq and is a predicted model, not a curated record. The coding region runs from base 28 to 957 and encodes 309 amino acids.